This is a messenger RNA of Actinia tenebrosa (Australian red waratah sea anemone), 2120 nucleotides long. RefSeq names its product heparan-alpha-glucosaminide N-acetyltransferase. NCBI's taxonomy places the organism in Eukaryota, Metazoa, Cnidaria, Anthozoa, Actiniaria, Actiniidae. The record is from RefSeq and is a predicted model, not a curated record.
AGUCAUUCAUGUUUACAUAGCAUCUCCAGGGUAGCUGAGGUUCUCGUUAAAAAUGGCGCCUUUUUAUGCCUCGGUCUUGCUAGGUGCCUUAUUCUGUGCCUCAGUGUCUUGCCAGAAUAAUUUUGAUGGCAAGCUAAAGAUGGAUAGUGCGUUUGUUAACAUCAAGGCCAAUCUGAAUGAACCAAUCAGUGUGCUGGGAAUAUCAUCUAACUGUUACAAGUGCCCGCUACAGACACUUCAUUCUGAUGUCAUCACAAGUGCAAAUAUAACCGUUCCAACUCACUAUGACUACAUACUGGUUAUCUCUACAAGAAACGACUCAAGAUCAUGCAGUUUAAGGUAUCUGUAUGGGGAAUAUGGCUGGUAUGAGUAUACAGUACACAGAGACAACCAGGGGAAAAUAUCAUGUGAACUUAAAGUGACAAAAGAACCACACAAUGCUUAUAUACCGAUCCUCGUGGCUUUCAUUGUGCUUGCUGUUCUUGCUGUGUUGUGGGUCAUCUACUCGUUCAAUCAAGAAAAGUGUUCAGCGUGGUGUAGAAGACGCUUUUCGAGUUCUUCUGACGAAAAUGAAGCACAAAGAGAAGAACUUCCCAGGGAGGCAGUGGUCCUUCAUGAGUCUGGGUCUGUUGAGCGCAACACCACUGUCCACGCUGUUCAAAUCGAACCACAACCUGAUAAACCGACGAGAAAGCGUCUUAAAUCUUUAGAUACGUUUAGAGGGAUUGCAAUCACAGUCAUGAUUUUUGUCAACUUUGGCGGAGGUGGAUAUUACUUCUUUGAGCAUGCUGUAUGGAACGGCUUGCUGUUGGCGGAUGUCGUGUUUCCUUGGUUCAUAUGGAUCAUGGGUGUGUCAAUAACCCUUUCAUUCAAGUCCAUCAGAAGAAAGAAGAUGAAAUCUUCUCGUGUCCUGGUCAAGAUCAUUCGUCGCAGCAUUAUUCUCUUUGGCCUCGGCGUCUUCACCAGCAACUUUAAUGAUCUAAAGACGUACAGAGUUCCCGGCGUCCUGCAGAGGUUUGGUGCUUGUUAUUUCGUGGUUGCCGUAAUGCAGCUGUAUCUUCCACCACGCGAGGAACAACCCAAGCAGCGAUGGUUGGUUCCAUUUCGUGAUGUGGUCUCCCUGUGGAAGCAGUGGCUUGUCACGUCUAUAAUACUCAUCAUUUACCUGAUCGUUACCUAUGGAUUGAAAGUUGAGGGAUGUCCAAAGGGAUAUACUGGUCCCGGAGGUACAGGGGAGGGGUACCCUCUCUCUAGCCACUGUACCGGGGGAGUAGCCAACUACAUCGACAGGGAGUUCUUGGGGAGACACAUCUAUCAAUACCCUACCGUCAAGCAUUUGUACAAGACCACGAUCCCCCAUGACCCUGAAGGAUGUCUUGGUACACUUACGUCUAUUGUUCUUGUGUUCUUUGGCGUACAGGCUGGUCACAUUCUGCACACCUAUCCUGAUCACAAAUCAAGAAUCAUUCGAUGGACUAUCUGGGGAAUUCUGCUCGGAGUGAUAGGAAUAGGACUGUGUGGUGGUACACAAGAUGGAGGACCAAUCCCAAUCAACAAAAAUCUGUGGUCUUUGUCUUUCAUUUUGGUUACUGGGGCAACAUCAUUCAUUCUUCUGGUCAUUUGUUACGUCUUGACAGACACAUAUGGUUGGUGGAAUGGAGCGCCUUUCUUUUAUCCAGGCAUGAACUCCAUCCUGUUGUAUGUUGGACAUGGAAUUCUUUACAACAAUUUUCCAUUCAGCUGGAAAAUACAUAAUGAUGAAACACAUGCCGAGAAGCUGUCCAUGAAUCUGAUUGGAACAGCCUGCUGGCUCCUCAUCUCUUUCUACUUGUUUCAAAAGAAGUUUUUUCUCAAGAUUUAGUUUACAUUAGAGUCAGAUGUCUCAUAAGUUUCCAUAAAAACCACUAGUUUCUGGUUCAGUUCACAGGGGGCGUACCCAACCUUUUGCAAAGAAGAGGGUGCCCCUCUAUAUAAGUCAACAUAUAUCUUGCUUCAUAUCAUUAGUGCCUGAUCAUGCUUUAUUUAGCUCAGAGGGUAGUCAGGACAGAAAGUAGGAUUCUUAUACUCAUAUAAUGUUUUAUAUAAUCUUUCAUAAACAAUAUGUAGUAUUUCAAUAACGA